Molecule: messenger RNA, 867 nt
Organism: Megachile rotundata (alfalfa leafcutting bee)
Lineage: Eukaryota; Metazoa; Arthropoda; Insecta; Hymenoptera; Megachilidae
Product: protein SLC31A2
Biological process (GO): copper ion transmembrane transport
Cellular component (GO): plasma membrane
Molecular function (GO): copper ion transmembrane transporter activity
Source: RefSeq, a predicted model, not a curated record
GAAAGUAUAAAUAUUUAUAAAUGCUUGCUGUAAUGCUUCUUCCUGUGUUAUCAAUACUGAGCUGUUAAUUGAGUUGUUAAUAAACAAUUGGGUAAAGCUAGGUGGAGUUCAGAAUGUGAAACAAUUAUGUACACAAUCCUUAUCAGUUCUCAAGUAAUUGUUUAAAAAUUCAGUUAACUGAAGCAGAUUAAGGUGGAUUAUGAUGCAUAAGUGGUUUUGGUUUGGAAACGAUUUGGGUAAUUUUCUUUUACCAGGAUACAAUGUUGUUACAACGUCAAGUUUCUUUUGCACUUGUUUAGGCUUAACUGCACUUGCAAUAUUAUAUGAAGGUAUGAAGAUUUUACAAAUUAAACUUCAGCAAAGUACUACAAUGCUUAUACAAAAACAAAUGCCUAGAACAUCAGAGAAUUCUUCUUUAUUGUCUAAAAUAUCAUCAAAGUCUAUUGGGACACAACUUCCUUUACAUUGUACAUAUUGGUCUGCAUGGAGUUUUCAAGUGUUACAUUGGUCUAUACACACAUUUCUUGGCUACAUUUUAAUGUUGGCAGUUAUGUCAUAUAAUGUGUAUAUUAACAUUGCGCUUGUACUGGGAGGAAGCAUUGGAUAUUGGAUAUUUGGUCCAAAACUUAUAGAACUCAAUAUGAAACGGUUUUAUCAAAAACAAAAUAUGUUAGACUGUGAUAAAGAAUGUGCAGAUAAUUCAAUAAAUUACGAGGGACAAGGUUCAACAGUUUCUGUUGUCACAGAUCAAUUAAUAACAGAAGCUGCUGUUGAUGUUCAUAUGCCAAUUGGUAUUUAAAUUAAACAAAGAUUUAUCAAAAUAAAAAUUUAUUGGUCUGUAUAUAUUUAAAGUAUUUUAUGUUAUAU